Molecule: messenger RNA, 684 nt
Organism: Staurois parvus
Lineage: Eukaryota; Metazoa; Chordata; Amphibia; Anura; Ranidae
Source: the annotation of a GenBank genome assembly
GAUGAUGACAAGAUUGUAGGAGGCUACACUUGCCCAGCCAACUCCGUCCCCUACCAGGUGUCCUUGAACUCUGGCUACCACUUCUGUGGAGGGUCCCUCAUCAAUGACAAGUGGGUGGUCUCUGCUGCUCUCUGCUAUUAUAGACGUAUUGAGGUCAGGCUUGGCGAACAUGACAUUGAGGUCUUGGAAGGGACAGAACAGUUCAUCUCCUCUGCUAAGAUCAUUCGCCAUCCUAAAUACAACUCCUACCUUCUGGACAAUGACAUCAUGCUUAUUAAACUGUCCCAGCCUGCAGUGAUAAGCUCCAGGAUCCAGGCCAUCCGUCUGCCCAGCGAGUGUGAUUUGGCCGGGACUCAUUGUUUGAUCUCUGGUUGGGGCAACACUUUGAGCAGUGGAGCUAACUACCCAGACCUCCUGCAGUGUCUUGAAGCCCCCAUCCUGUCUGAUGAGAACUGCCAAAACUCCUAUCCUGGUCAAAUCACUGGAAACAUGAUCUGUGUUGGGUACCUUGAAGGUGGUAAAGACUCUUGCCAGGGUGACUCUGGUGGUCCUGUGGUGUGCAAUGGCGUGCUGCAGGGGGUGGUCUCCUGGGGUAUUGGCUGCGCUCUUCCUGGCUACCCUGGCGUUUACACCAAGGUGUGUAACUACGUGUCCUGGAUUGGAGACACCAUUUCCCAGAACUAA